This is a messenger RNA of Heterobasidion irregulare TC 32-1, 1280 nucleotides long. RefSeq lists its product as uncharacterized. Lineage: Eukaryota; Fungi; Basidiomycota; Agaricomycetes; Russulales; Bondarzewiaceae. The coding region runs from base 139 to 1146 and encodes 335 amino acids. The record is from RefSeq and is a predicted model, not a curated record. The transcript has a single exon.
GAACACUAACCUUGCGCCUUCAUUUGAGCUCAGUUCUACGCCUCAAAAACAUCACUACCGGCGGGCCUCUAUCUCACCUACAGCUCUACGUAGUCCGGUCUCUGUUCCGACUUCGAAACACCAUCUACAUCCGCCUGCAUGACUAUCCGUUCCAUUCCAACUAGCCGUAUCCUUGCCCUUACUCAAUUUUUGUUCGCCUUGAUGGACCCCAAUCCCUUGAAAUCACCUGUGAUGGACGAGGCCGCAUGGAUGCUCGAGAGGUUGACCCUAUUGGAGACCUCUAGCGCUUUAUUCCCUUCGCAAACCGCCGAGGACCUGAUGCACAUGAAUACCGCUGGACGGCCAGAUGAACACUGUACGGGGGACAUGAAGGACCAAAAACGUAGACGCCGUCACGGGCGUCCUCUUUCCGCCACCGCCUCCCCGUAUAUCUUGCCCAGUAUUCUAUCCUCUGCGAUUUCCACCGACGCUUGCCCGCCGACUCCAAAUAUCAACCCCUCGUGCUCGUUCACCCUCUCUGCGCCCCCCGACUCCAUCCCCCCUCUUCUAAAUAUGUCCCUCCCUACGGUCUCUUCCACCGACUCGAUCGCGUUGACCCCCACACACAUCACCAGCGUGAAGACAACUCCGGCCCAGCUGUACGCUCUGGGUUUCGUCUCAGAUACCUCAACAGAGCUUUCCACGAGCAAAACACAUCUCGGUCUUGGUCUCUACAGAGAAUGUGGUACUCACCUCGAUGGGCUCGGCAUUUUGCCUCGGCGUUCCGACGGCGCCGCACAUGAGGAAGCGGACGUUCCUUCCCGCAUAUUUCUCGAGGAGAUAUAUCAAUCCUUCUCUAGCCCCGGGUCCUUCUCCGCUCGCUCGUUCGGUUCUUCGCGUGACUUGUCUACCACAGAUGAACUCGACGAUGUAUUCAUCGAAGGCGGUAGUCUGGGAUCUUUCACACGAAACGCCAUGUCUGGGAAUGGCUCGAGUCCGAUGAGAACGGGAAGGCCUGCCAAACGGUCCAGGGUCUGCAGCGUGGAAUCGCAGAUGAGGGCCUUCAAGUGGGACUAUGUACGGCCGACGAUAGCUAGCCGCGCGAAAUCAGUAAAGGCGGAAGAAAGGGAUGCGGAAGGGACAGCGAAGCCCCUAUGGAGAUUCUAGACAGCGGAGGAGGGGCCUUAUAGCAUCUUGACUGCGACGUUGAGAGGGCCGGACAUGUAUUUCUAUUGGAUGGGACUUUCUCACUAGCCCUCAUGUCAUCAUAUAGACAGAAUCUAUGCUGCGUGCUGUAUUCC